Molecule: messenger RNA, 555 nt
Organism: Saprolegnia diclina VS20
Lineage: Eukaryota; Oomycota; Saprolegniomycetes; Saprolegniales; Saprolegniaceae
Exons: 1
Coding region: 1-486 (161 amino acids)
Source: RefSeq, a predicted model, not a curated record
AUGAUGGUGGUAUGCAACUCUGCCUCGGCCCUUCGAGCAACCAGCCCGGACGACUGGAUCACCAAGUUCACCAAAGACAACGGCUGCGCGCUCUUUGGCUUUGCAGGCUGCUCGUACUGCACCCAAGCCAAGGCCUUCUUCAAGUCCAAAGGUGCGCACUUUGGCUAUUGUGACAUUCAAGACUCGUCAACGACUCCGACGGGCCAAGAGAUCUACCGCGCCCUCGAGAGUCGCACGCAUCAGGACACGGUGCCCAACAUUUGGCUCGGCGGCAAGUUCAUCGGCGGCCUGGACGCGUUAAAGAAGCUGGAAAGCAGUGGUCGUCUGGACGCUGCGCUGGCGGUGGCUGGCUGCACCAACAAGCCGACGGCCAAGCCCUCGACCAAACCCACGGUCAAGCCCACGCGCAAACCGUCAACCAAGCCAACGACCAAGCCCGGAACGCAGCCCACAGUCCAGCACAACGGAACCUUGUCGGACGCGUAGACGACGUUCCACGUGUUUGUGUUUGCACUUGUGACGUGACGCCUUCGCGCCUUGGUGUAAAUGUCUUUC